AAUGACUCUAUUGAAGUGUCACUAGAAAUGCGUGAAAUACCAAUAGAACCAUUUGACCUUGAGAGUAUUCAUCUAACUGAAAAUAUAGAAGACAGUGAGCUUUUUGACAAUGGGAAUGGUUCACUUUACCUAGUGAUACCAGAGAUGUCUUUCGAUAAUUGA
This is a messenger RNA of Diversispora eburnea, 162 nucleotides long. NCBI's taxonomy places the organism in Eukaryota, Fungi, Glomeromycota, Glomeromycetes, Diversisporales, Diversisporaceae. The record is from the annotation of a GenBank genome assembly.